Cantharellus anzutake is the source of this 1740-nucleotide messenger RNA. Its product is annotated as iron hydrogenase. Gene Ontology annotation, cellular component: cytosolic [4Fe-4S] assembly targeting complex. Bases 214 to 1686 code for a protein of 490 amino acids. The record is from RefSeq and is a predicted model, not a curated record. Gene Ontology annotation, molecular function: 4 iron, 4 sulfur cluster binding. NCBI's taxonomy places the organism in Eukaryota, Fungi, Basidiomycota, Agaricomycetes, Cantharellales, Hydnaceae. The transcript has 5 exons. Gene Ontology annotation, biological process: iron-sulfur cluster assembly.
AUCAAACCCGUAGAAGAGGUCAGACAUAUAGAUGGGUCGAAAGUCCCUGGGACUGCAGCCACUGAAAUACAGAUAGAUAACCAAGGAGAAUAUUAUGAGGUGUCAGCGAGUGACCCUAAGGCGCGCAACAAGCUUCAAACAGCGGAGAUCAGCUUGAAUGAUUGUUUAGCAUGUAGCGGCUGCAUUACGUCUGCAGAGUCUGUUUUGAUUGCCAUGCAAUCUACCGCCGAAGUUUUGGGCUUCCUAGCGAACAAUCCGCCUCCUUUAAGCCCACUUCAUGCCAUCCCAGUCAUCUCCAUCGCCCCCCAAUCUCUCGCUUCUCUCUCUAGAGUUCUUAACCGUCUUCGCGCGUUCUUCCGUACCAAGUUGGACAUCCAAUCUGUUUUCGACACUACAUUCGCACGCCAUCUGGCGCUCACGGAACAUGUCAAGGAAUUCCAAGAACGCCGGAAGAUGCACUCCGCCUCCAACCCCCAGCUCCCUAUGCUGGCAAGCGCGUGUCCAGGAUGGGUAUGCUAUGCUGAGAAGACGCAUGCAGAGAUGCUGCCUUUCAUGGGCAAUACCAAGAGUCCUCAACAAGUCAUGGGAACCCUUGUUAAAAAGUGGAUGGGGUCCAAGUUCUCAAAAACCCCCGAUAAAAUAUAUCACAUUACCAUCAUGCCUUGUUACGACAAAAAACUUGAGGCUUCGAGAAAAGACUUCUACGAUGAAAUCUAUUCAACGAGGGACGUGGACUGCGUCCUGACAACGGGAGAACUUGAGAAGCUUAUGUGCGACAGGGGUUUUAAUCUCCGACUUCCCGUCCUAAAUGAGGAUCAACCACUCCCGUCAACUCCUGAUAACAUUCCAGAUUUAAUACAACAUGCUGGCUCGUCGUCUGGAUCAUAUUUGCAGCAGCUAAUUAAUUCGCUCUCCUCGGAUAUUCUGAACCCCAUUGUUGGGACACGUCGGAUACGCUCCGACUACGAGGAACACACUCUCACAAAUGCGGACACUGGUGAAAUCGUUUUUCGUGGCGCCAAAUGUUAUGGUUUUCGUAACUUACAGAAUAUUGUCCGAAAAGUUGGAAAGGAUAAUGGUCUUGCGGUCGGUCGUGGUGCAGCUGCAGGUAGGAUGCGGGGAAGGUCAACUGGAGGCCCAACACUUCGUGCAAUUGCCCGAAAGAGGGCAAUCGCCAGAGCGGGAGGUGAUGAUGCCGCUGCAACAGAGGGCAGCGACGCGCCUCGUGGAUAUGAUUACGUCGAGGUCAUGGCGUGUCCAGGUGGAUGUGUCAAUGGCGGGGGACAACUCAAACCUGCGAAGCAGAAUGUCAACCAGAAUGACGUAUUGCUUGAUUCAGAAGGUUUUUCAAGAGACUGGGAGCUGGCAGGUGCCCGCGUUGACAUGACUCCCGGCGAAGGGAUGAUGGCCAGUGAACGGUGGGGUGAUAAGGAUUGGAUCAAAAGGGUCGAGGACGCAUAUUGGAGAGAUUACCCAACCCCACCGGUGACUCCUCCCCAAUCUGUCUGCUCUGAUGAUAGGGGUGCCCUGUCAAACGCGCCCGAGACGUACACUAGCGCUGACGAGUUGGCUGAACAUGUUCUGGAGGGCUUGACUCAUGGUGACGAAGUGAGACGAAAGGACUUGUUUCGUACCCAGUACCACGCUGUAGAGAGCGACGUUAUCGGUCUAGCUGUUAAAUGGUAAUCCUUCAGAUGGGUGUCUCCGUAGUUUUGCGCUUCCGAAUGGAGUAUUGGUAGA